AUGUACUUCCGGAGGUACGUGAAGUCGUGCACCCGUGCCUGUUUGUUCAGCAUCGAACUUGAGAAGUUGCAGCUCACAGCUCUUUAUCUGGAGAACGACCCGGCUGAGUGUCAGAAACAACCCACAUUUCUAAGUUCAAACGGACUUGACAUGGAGUCGGGGGAGAUAUUGCGCCACAUGUUAUCUGGAGCCUUCGCCGGAGUAGUUGUUGAAGCCGCGUUAUACCCUCUGGACACGAUUAAGACACGCUUACAGGUGGCCAAGGGAGGUGUGCGUGUGAGUUGGAAAAGUCUUUACAGGGGCCUCGGGAACAAUCUUCUUGGCGUCGUUCCAGCCAGCGCUAUUUUCUUCGCUGUUUACGAGCCGUUGAAAUAUUCUUUGCUCCGCGAGGGUGACCUCCCAAAAUCUGGGGCGCACUUGCUGGCCGCCUCAUCGGGUGGUUUGGCAGCAUCAUUGAUACGUGUCCCAACGGAAGUGAUUAAGACUAGAAUGCAGGCUGGUCAUUUUAUAGAUGCACGCAGUGCUGCUUGGUGCAUUGUAACAAAAGAAGGUUUUUUAAGUGGGUUGUUUGCUGGUUUUGGGUCCUUUCUUCUUAGGGAUUUGCCAUUCGACGCCAUUGAAUUCACUUCUUACGAAUAUUUGAAGCUUUCUUGGAAAUCCAUUACUAAGGAAAAUGAACUGAAACAACACGAGGCUGCGGUUUUCGGAGCUUUUGCUGGGAUGCUUACUGGCGCCGUCACCACACCACUUGACGUGGUGAAAGCAAGGCUCAUGACACAAGGUGGCCGUAUUAGUAGAACUAGCACUAAAAAGGAGCGAUGCCAAUCGUUUGGGACGUCUCGAUAUAGUGGCAUAUCGGACUGUUUCUCUCGAGUUGUAUCUGAGGAGGGCUGGCGGGCGCUUUUUAAAGGAGUCGGACCUCGGGUGACAUGGAUUGGAGUAGGCGGUGGGAUUUUUUUCUUCACUUUAGAAACAAGUCGACGUUGUCUCGAGCAGAUUUGUAGAUGA
This is a messenger RNA of Micromonas pusilla CCMP1545, 1008 nucleotides long. Its product is annotated as mitochondrial carrier family. The record is from RefSeq and is a predicted model, not a curated record. Lineage: Eukaryota; Viridiplantae; Chlorophyta; Mamiellophyceae; Mamiellales; Mamiellaceae. The transcript has 2 exons. The coding region runs from base 1 to 1008 and encodes 335 amino acids. Gene Ontology annotation, cellular component: chloroplast envelope; mitochondrial inner membrane. Gene Ontology annotation, molecular function: S-adenosyl-L-methionine transmembrane transporter activity.